Molecule: messenger RNA, 981 nt
Organism: Ectocarpus siliculosus
Lineage: Eukaryota; Phaeophyceae; Ectocarpales; Ectocarpaceae
Source: the annotation of a GenBank genome assembly
AUGUCGGAGAGUGAUGGAGGCAGCGGGCCUCAGCACGGCGGCGGUGGUCGCAAGCGAGCCAAUUCGUCGUCGACGGGGGGAAGAAACAGUCCAUCGCCGCCCAGAAACGCCUCUGUAAGCUCCGCCUCCGGUGCUUCGGUCACCCCCGCGCCUUCUCCGGCCCCAGCUCCGGCCCCGGGACCCACCAGCAAGAAGAAGCAGAAGAAGGGUUCCAGGGGGUCUGGCACGGGGUCACAGGCCUACAUUCCUCCGGGCGUGGUCAUUUCGCGGUCUGCCGAAGACUGCGCGCCUCAGCUUACCAUGCCUCAUAAGGAUCAGCUGACGGUGACCGGACACAAAGGUUUCCGCAUGGCGCGGGCAACAAAGGGCGUCUCGAACGGGACAUGGUACUGGGAGUGCGCGGUCCUGCCUCCGGAGACGACGGAGGGCCACUGCCGCCUGGGCUGGUCCCUCCCGGCGGGAAAGCUGCAAGGACCAGUCGGCUACGAUAAGUUCAGCUACGCCUACAGAGAUAUCGCCGGCUCCAAGGUUCACGAUUCUCACCGCUCGGACAACUACGGCGAGCCCUGGGGGCCGGGAGAUGUGAUCGGGUUUCUCAUCAGGCUCAAGUCGCCCACACCAGAAGAGAUAAUAGACACUGUCGGUGCGUCCUCCGACUCUGGUAGGCACGGCAUGACCGCUGCGGCUGCGGCUGCGGCGCUUGCGGCGGGGCAGUCUCCGAGCGAGCUGGCGGCGACGGCGGCGUCUGACACGGCGGCGGGCGACCCCUUGAACGAGAUUCGGUUCUUCAAGAACGGGAGGGAUCAGGGCGUCGCCUAUAGCGCCAUGAAGCCAGGUAUUUCGCGCCUGGGCGCUGUGGCCGUGCACCCGUUGUUGAAAUUGGAGGGAGGCAGCUCCGUGGCACCUGCUGGGUGCAAGCGACCUCCCCAUGCCGAUCACUACGUAAGCAAAUCGCAAGAAUUUGUUGUUUGCCUCAAUUGA